CUUGGAUCGCCGACAACCGCAGCACCACAGCAUCGCAACCACAUCCACAACCACAGCCACGGCGGCAGCUGCAGCCGCGCCAGAGCAUCCAUGACCAUAACCAAGACCAAGGGCAAGACCAAGGGCAAAAGGGCCAAGCCCGAGAAGCCUGUCAGCAAGCGCCAGUCCAAGCGGAAUGAGGAGGAGCAUGAGCUCAAGGAUCUCGACGAGCGGACAGCCAACCCGGAUGUCUUCCUGAAAAACGACAACUGGACACGAUUUGCCGACCUGCCGCUCUCCAAAAGGACACUGCAAGGACUCGCCAAGGCCAGCUUCACAGAGCCCACGGAAAUCCAAAAAAAAUCGCUGCCUUUGACCCUUGCCGGCCGGGAUCUCCUCGGCGCGGCCAAGACGGGGUCGGGCAAGACCCUGGCAUUCGUCAUUCCCCUCCUGGAGCGUCUGUAUCGAGCCCGAUGGUCAUCCAUGGACGGUGUCGGCGCGUUGAUCAUCUCGCCGACACGGGAGCUGGCAAUGCAAAUCUUUGAGGUCCUCCGAAAGGCCGGCCAGUUCCACAACUUCUCGGCUGGCCUGCUCAUUGGUGGAAAGGACCUGAAGCAAGAGCAGGACCGAGUGAAUCGCAUGAACAUCCUCGUGUGCACGCCCGGAAGACUGCUCCAGCACAUGGACCAGACGCCCAACUUUGGCUGCGACAACCUGCAAAUGCUUGUUCUCGACGAAGCCGAUCGCAUCCUCGACUUUGGAUUCGAGAAGACGCUCAACGCCAUUGUCGAGAACCUGCCCAAGGACCGCCAGACGCUGCUGUUCUCGGCCACCCAAACAAAGUCCGUGCGCGACCUCGCCCGCCUGAGUCUGAAGGAUCCCGAAUACGUCGCCGUCCACGAAGCCGAGACAGCUAGCACCCCAAGCAAGCUCGUUCAAAAGUACCUCGUAUGCGAGCUGCCGCAGAAGCUGGAUGUGCUGUUUUCAUUCUUGCGGACGCAUGUCAAGAGCAAGAUUCUUGUAUUUGUGUCGAGCUGCAAGCAGGUUCGAUUCAUUCACGAAACAUUCUGCAAGAUGCAGCCGGGUCUGCCACUAAUGUGCUUGCACGGCAAACAGAAGCAGCCCAAGCGAAUGGCGAUAUUCGAGCAGUUUUGUCGCAAACAGACGGCCUGCUUGUUUGCCACUGAUAUUGCUGCUCGCGGUCUUGACUUCCCCGCGGUAGACUGGGUCAUCCAGCUGGACUGCCCCGAAGACUCGGAUACCUACAUCCACCGAGUUGGUCGAACAGCCCGCUACAAUGCCGCCGGACAGGCGCUGUUGGUGCUGUUGCCGUCGGAGGAGCAGGAGAUGAUUGCAGAACUGCAGCGGAAAAAGGUGCCUGUCGACAAGAUCCGCGUCAAUCCCAGCAAAACCACAUCGGUGCGGAAGCAGCUGGCGUCGUACUGUUCCCAGGACCCAGAGAUCAAGUAUCUGGCACAGAAGGCGUUUAUUUCAUACAUGCGAUCAGUCUAUCUGCAGAAGAACAAGCUGGUCUUUGAUGUUCAUGCGCUGCCGUCAGAGGAAUUUGCCGCCUCGCUUGGCCUUCCUGGCGCGCCUAAUAUCAAGUUUGUCAAGAAAUCUGGCGCCGCCAAGAACGAGUCUCGACAGGCCCGGGCAGUCUCUGGCAAGAACCAACAAGCCUCAGACGACAGCGAUAGCGAUAGCGAUGAUAGCGAUGGCGACGACGAAACUGCCAACGCAGAAGUUGAUUUGGAUGGUCGCGAUGCCACCCGAGACGGAGACGACGACGAGGACAGCGACGAUCAGAGAGCUCAGAAACCGCGCACCAAGGUCGACAAGCUGUUUGCCCGCAAGAACCUGACCGUGCUCUCGGACCACUAUGCCAAGACCGUCGAGAAGGGUGGCGACGGCGACGACGGCGACGACGACUUUUUAACUCUGAAGCGCGCGGAUCACGACAUCGACGACCUCUCGACGGGCCCCGUCGACCUCACAAAGAAGCAGCUGCAGACACUCAAUCGGCGCGAGCGAUUGAAGGAAAAGCUCAAAUCCAAGCGAGUCGUCUUUGACGAGGAAGGCGAGGCCAUCCAGAUCAACAAGCUCGAGACCCUUGCCGAGUUCGAGGCCCAGAACGACAUUGGCACCAUCCAGCAGAGCUACCUUGAACAGAGCCGUGAGGCGAUCCAAAAAGCCGACAUUGACGACAAGCGGAUCGCCAAAGAGAAGAACCAGGCCAAGAAGCGAGAGAAGAAGCGCAAACAGAAGCUGGCCCGUGACGAGGACGAUGACGGCGACGCGGGUGUCGAGCUUGUGCCGUACGAAGAAGAUGGCGAUGACAACAGCGAUGAUGGUGACGACGAUGGCGAUGAAUACGAUGGCGAUGAGUACGACGGACGCGAUAGCAACUUCAACAACGGUGGCGACGACGACGACGACGACAACGACGACGGCUGGGACUCGGUCGACGCGGAUGGCGGAAUUGAUGUUAACCUUGAUGAGGAAGACGACAAUGUCGGACCAAAGCACCCGCGACAACCCAUAGCCCUCCAUGGCAAGCGCAAAGCCGGCCACGACCGGAGCGGUACGGACGAUGCCCGGGGCAAUGCCAGCAAGAAGCUCAAGGGCAAGUGGAAUGUGGAUGAGAAGACGCUGGAACAAAUGGCGCUUUCGCUGCUGGGCAACUGAGACCGACCCGUGUUGGGGAUGUCGCAUUUUCUGGGUUCCGAAUACACACUCGCCCCAUCGCCCUGGGUGUCGACC
Messenger RNA from Polychytrium aggregatum, 2739 nucleotides. RefSeq names its product P-loop containing nucleoside triphosphate hydrolase protein. Gene Ontology annotation, cellular component: nucleus. The coding region runs from base 91 to 2664 and encodes 857 amino acids. The record is from RefSeq and is a predicted model, not a curated record. Gene Ontology annotation, molecular function: nucleic acid binding; RNA helicase activity; ATP binding. NCBI's taxonomy places the organism in Eukaryota, Fungi, Chytridiomycota, Chytridiomycetes, Polychytriales. The transcript is spliced from 11 exons. Gene Ontology annotation, biological process: rRNA processing.